This is a messenger RNA of Coccomyxa subellipsoidea C-169, 783 nucleotides long. RefSeq lists its product as hypothetical. The transcript has 3 exons. Lineage: Eukaryota; Viridiplantae; Chlorophyta; Trebouxiophyceae; Coccomyxaceae. Bases 40 to 351 code for a protein of 103 amino acids. The record is from RefSeq and is a predicted model, not a curated record.
GUGCUGCCUUUCACGCUGAGCAACAGGAGUAUCGCAAGGAUGUUCGCUCAAACGAGCGCCUUGUCUUCAUCCUUGCUUGUUUGCCAGCAGCGAACAGCACUUCGUUCUAGGCAAGCGCAGCAAGUUCACGCAAUCCACUGUGGGACCUCACAAUCGAACACCGUUAUACAAACACAGGAGACAACAUGCAAACAGGAGGCCAAGUGCACAUGUGGAAAGACAAGGAAGCCUCCAAAUUGCGAUGGCAGCCACGCUAAGAAAUCCAGGGCUGCGCAAAUCCGGGCCGGUAAGGAGGUUUUGGUGCAGUUGAGCGGCCAGACAACCGUGGCACAAGCCCAUAUGCUGGAGUGACCUUUCAAGAGUGCUUGUCGAUGUCGCGGUGGAGGAUGAACCUCAUGCGUAUCGCUGUAGCUUGCAAUUGCAAGGCACCACUUCUUUUAUGUGCACACUGUCACUUUGGACAUUCACUACAGCCAUUGCAAUUCUAGUCAAUUUGCAAAGGAUGUGUUGGUGUAGUCAGAUCUGUGCUCGAGGUUCCUGCCAGAUAGAGAGAUGUGGGAGGAGGGGCUAUCAGCCUUGCAGAGUAUGUGGUACUGCACAUGUCAGUAUUGAUGGCGCUGCUACAUUGCAUCGGGAGCCUGCUGAAAGACUGCGUUCACUCCGUACAUAUUUCUGUGAAGUCGGUUGUUUGGAGUGGAGCUGAUCAAAAUUUAAGAUGAAAUUAUAGCCUACACUAAUUGUAUGAUACUGCUUGUGGCCUCCGCACAGGUUGCAAGGUCUUCC